AUGGACAUUCAACCGAUGCAUCACUACCGUACAGGGAGCGGAAGCUCUUCGCACACAGAGAAUGGCUCGGAGAAUGACUGGAGGAAUGACACGAAGAGUAAUGCGCAGAGCGACGCGCAGACCGACUCGGAGAGCGACUCGGAGACCAACUGUGGAAACGACUUACUACCCGAAUCGUAUAAAAAUCAAGUACCAAAUUUCACACCGAUCUUAGGGUUGGCUCCGACGGUCCAUAAGUGCCCCUACGGAAAUUGCGGCAAGGGCUUCACCUCGAAAGCAAAUUUCCGAAAGCAUUGGAUUGCUAGACAUGGGCCACUACCUACAUCGCGACCAAAAAGCGGUUCCACCACUCGUCGCGAUGUCAUAGUGCCUACCUCUACCAAGGAAUUGUCUCAUAGAUUGUCGGAACUUCAAGUUUCAGAUGUUCCUCAACGGUGUCAUGACGCUGGUCUGGCACCCUCAAUUGCGACCGCUCCAGAAGCAUUUGUUGGAGAUCCUGGGCUGGAGAUAAGGGACGGACUUGGGGGUAACGUCUUUCCAGCAAAGCCUGGAUUCGAACCGCCAAACUCUGGAUUGAAGCUUCAUCCGCUCGAAUAUCCUCGAGCUCAACCGGCCGAAUUCAAUGCACCUUCACUGAACACUGCGUCUGGAGGGCCGUUCAUGGCAAACCCGAGAGACCAAGAUGCCCACCGCAUCAUGAAUGAAUUAGUCCUUAAAGCUCUGCAUGACCUUGAGGUCAGAGUGCAAAUUACUUGUUGCCAGAAGACCACAGUCCAAGGUGAAGGGAAAGUGCCAACCAGGAAACGGGCUCGGGGGCCUGCAAAUCAGCAGCAGCCGCCGAGCCGGAAGCGGCAAGCAGUUUCUCAGAGGCAAGGAGAAGAAUCCAACGAGGAUGACAACGACCAAUCAAGCGACGACGAUCUGGAACGCCACGGUCCUGAAGACGGGAAAGACGAUACGGGUGCAGGCGAUAUGGACCUGAAAUACCUGGCUUGCCCUCUCUUUCGAAAGGACCCCCGAAGAUACGCGGCUUGCGCGAAAAGUCGACUGAGGCGUAUCAGAGAUGUCAAGCAGCAUUUGAGACGAAAGCACACUAGACCGGAGUACUACUGUCCCACUUGUUGGGAAACAUACUCGGGACCCGACGAGCGAGAUGCUCACCUUAUUCAACGCUCUUGUAAUGGCCCAGAAGGGUCAGGCCCACCGUGGAUUUCACGGGAGCAAGAUACUCUAUUAGAAGGAAGAGUUCCAAAUGGAUCAACGGCGCAACAGUGGUUCAGCGUGUGGGACAUUGUCUGCCCUGGCCAGACACGCCCGGAACCUCCAUUUUGUUUCUUGGGUAGGAUGGUCGAGGACAUUAGCACCUUCCGGAGAGAGCUCUGGGAAACCAAGGGCUCUGAAAUUAUCGAAGACCUCGUAUCUCAGCGGGAAGCCACGCUCCAGGAACCUCUGACAGAGGAGACUAGGAGUCUGCUCCAGAGGUGCAUCAUGGACGCUGUCCGGCGUGUGCUGGAGCAUCCUGAUGUCACACAAGCAAGAGAGGUCCGAUGGAACCAGGACAACGACCUUGCUGAGGCAGCUUCAGUACCUCAAUCCUCUAACCGGGUCCACGAUGUUUCUGAAGAUGUUGCCCACGCAGUUCAUCGCCAACCUUGUGGGACGCAAGAUAACAUACUCCAGGAUGGCCACUCUUCCAUUCCGAAUCUAAGGCAGGCACUCCAGUUGGAUGUCGAGCAGCAGUUCGAAGACUUUACGUCUUUCUGGAAUCUGCAAACAUCCGAACAUGAAGGAUUCGAUACGGUCAAUCGCAAUGUCCUUGAUACAUUUCCGCCAUAA
Colletotrichum tamarilloi is the source of this 1836-nucleotide messenger RNA. RefSeq lists its product as uncharacterized. The record is from RefSeq and is a predicted model, not a curated record. Bases 1 to 1836 code for a protein of 611 amino acids. The transcript has a single exon. NCBI's taxonomy places the organism in Eukaryota, Fungi, Ascomycota, Sordariomycetes, Glomerellales, Glomerellaceae.